This is a messenger RNA of Mya arenaria, 1499 nucleotides long. RefSeq names its product microtubule nucleation factor SSNA1-like. The record is from RefSeq and is a predicted model, not a curated record. The transcript has 3 exons. The coding region runs from base 494 to 925 and encodes 143 amino acids. Gene Ontology annotation, cellular component: centrosome; ciliary basal body. NCBI's taxonomy places the organism in Eukaryota, Metazoa, Mollusca, Bivalvia, Myida, Myidae.
UUUAAUUCUAACGUUUCACGGUGGUUUAUGUGAAAUCUUAGUUCAGUAAGAUUUCAACAAUAUUUCAACAAUGGAUUUAAUGGUUCGUGUUAAUUAACUCUCAUGUUUCGAGUUUUAGAGGAUACGUUUAUAUUGAAGAGUGGACUUAAUCGAUUAGACAAUAAAGGGAAAGGAACGCCUGUUUACCUUGAUUCAAUUGUUUUAACAGACAAAUUGUUAUUGCAAAUACCUCAAUCGUGAAGCACCUCUCUAUUGAAUUGAAGCCACUGUCAAAAGAUUGUUCGUAAUUGAAAGUUGAUUCACUGCUAAUAUUUUGACUCAAAAUGUCGUGAACUCGGCAUGUUUAGUGAUUCCGUUACUACGUUAAUGGCUAUAAGCCAAUGUAAGAAUAACUGACAUAUUGCGUACAAUUGAUACUUACAAUUCAACAAAGGAUAUAAAAAAGGAUGUGGUUUAGUGCUUAAAUUAAUUAAUUGAUUUUGUUUUCGUUAAAAUGGCGGAAAACGAACCGGAAGUUACUCCCAUGAAACCGGAUGCUGCCUUACAGAAGUACAGCCUGGAGCUGCUGACAUGUGUCGAUGAAAUGAAGUACCGUCGUGACGUGCUUCAUAAGCAGGUCCUCCGGGAAGGCCAGGAGAAAGAGCGACUCCAGGUGGACCUUCGCCGCCUCACUGACCAGCUGGUGACCCUGAAUGAAGCCAUCUGUGAUCAUGUGAUCGCCAGGAACCAAAUCAACCAAGCCAUUUUAGAGACGGAAGCAGCGUUCAGAAACAUGGCAACUGGAAGUGAAAAUCUGCUCCACUUCCUGAAAAAAGUCACUGCUCAAAUAGGACCGCUUCUCAAGGAGCCAGAAAGCACAGAGAGUGAGGAAACCGACCGAGGGAAGCGAAAAUCUGGCCGGAAAUCGGAAACACAUCGUAGAUGACGUCAUCAUAGCGGCGAUAUCUGAUUCACGAAAGAAACAUGAUUGUUCCAUAUCCAUUAUUUGACAUUAGCGAGUUGCUGCGUGAUUUGUAUUGACGAAUAUUCUUGAAUUCAGUAUAACAGUUUGUUGUCUGCGGUUUCUUAAUUAUGUCCAAGUAGAAGGACGUUUUAAACGGUGUGUUGCCUGUGUUCGUCACUCCCGUUUUCCUCUCUAUUGAUAUCAGUACAAUCAACAGAAACGUGUAAAUAAACAUUCGGUUAAUGACAUUUUUAUUUUUAUUUUUUUACUUACAAAGUUUAAUUCAAAAUAUGAAAUGUUGUUUUUGGUAAAACAAACUCGUCAUCACUGUAAGUAAUGUCACUUUAAAUAUGAAGAUGGUUUCUAAGUUUAUCAUAACGUGAAUACUAUUUGUGUAUAUCUCGGCAAUAUUUGUACCAAUAAAACAACUCGUAUUUCUUUUAUAAAUCGACAAGAAAACCAGUGUUUCUUUACACACACGAAACACGUUGCAGUGUUUCUCAGAUAACCCUCAAAAUAUGAGACAAUAAACUCUUCUUGCAAUACAAAAAUGAAA